AUGCGCUCCUUCAUCCCUCUCCUCACCCUCACAGGGUUGUCAGCGGCGGCUACCCUGAGACCUAUCAGACAACGCCAACCAGUCUUUGACGACCUGGUAGAUACUUUGAGGGGUCCAAACUCCGACUCUCAGGGGUGGAUCCCCGAUCCUUGGAACGACCGGGUUUCCUCCACCACGAACAGUGCGGCCACUCCCACCGACGUCCCUACUGUCGAUGUCCCAGUCACGGUUCCAGAUGUCACAGACGGUGGCGACGGCGACGGCGAUGAUGGCGGUGACGACGGUGGUGACGCUGGUAACGACGGUGGUGAUGGCGGCAAUGAUGGUGGUGAUGGCGGUGAAAACGGGACGGACGACGGCACUGGCAAUGGAACCAACACCCCAGUUGCUCUGCCUAACAUCCCUGGCGGCGACAACGGUGGUCCCGUAACCCUUCCCGCCCUCCCCGGCGGCGGCAACCCCGAUGGUGACGAUGAUGUUACCAUCACUGUUCCCGACUUCACCGGCGGCAACCCUGACGGUGACGAUGACGAUGACUCAACCAUCACCGUUCCUGAUCUUACUGGCGGCGACAGCACUGAUGGCACCGACGGUACUGGCCUCACCGAUGGCACUGAUCUCACUGACGGCACCGACUUGAACGAUGACACUGACGGCUCGGUCACCAUCCUCCCCGCCACCCCUGUCACCCCCAUCCCCGUCAUCACCCGCCCCAUCAACGGCAGCAUCCCCAUCCGCUUCCCCGCCGCCGGCCAAGCCGAGAGCUGCCUCUCCGACCAAGCCGCCGAGGUCAUCAUCGACGCCUACGUCCGCAUGAUCUCCAAGUGGAACGACGAGGACGCCUACUACCUCUCCGACAACUUCUACGACACCUCCGACUCGAUCAACUCCCUCGCUGGCAUCCCCUUGGGAACCGUUACCUUCCCUAGCAAGGAGGCGUUCAUUGAGCACCAGCAUGUCAUGCCUGAUAACCUCCCCUUGAUCAUCACCCACAAGAUUGUUGACUGCGCUGAGAUCACCCUAAUCUGGACUGCUACUUUUGCCGUGCCCCAUGUUCAGGCCAAGCCUGUCAGGGGUAUUGCUAUUCUCAAGACCGUGGGCGAGUUGGAGGAUACCGAGUCGGAGCAUGUCAAGGAGCAGAAUGACUACAUCUGGAAGAUUGGGGGGCUCGAUGUCGAGUUUAACAACAUCGCUUAUUUGCAGAAUAUUGGGGGAAGCUGUGAGUUUCCUACCGGGCCUUAGGGGUCAGAGAGGAGAUAUGAUGGGAUGACAUCAUGAUGGGCUCCAGUGGGCAGUUAUGGCUUGCCCUGGAUGUUAAAAGGGGUGAUGGAUGGGGGAGAAGGGGGUUUUCGAUUCUAGCUGGGAUAUAGUUUUCGGAUAAUGAGGUUUAAUUUUAC
Molecule: messenger RNA, 1397 nt
Organism: Podospora pseudopauciseta
Lineage: Eukaryota; Fungi; Ascomycota; Sordariomycetes; Sordariales; Podosporaceae
Exons: 2
Coding region: 1-1242 (413 amino acids)
Source: RefSeq, a predicted model, not a curated record